AUGGCCCCGUCCGUGACAAACGGAUCAGUUGCGACCCCCCCAGGCUUACCUGAAGAAGUCAGCAAGCCUCCCGAGGACAUUGUUCUGCCUCCGAAAGAUAUUAGAACCAUUAUCGAGAAGACCGCCGGGUUUGUAGCGCGUAAUGGUCCUGUUUUUGAAGAUCGAGUCCGCGACAAAGAGAAAUCUAAUCCGAAAUUCUCCUUUUUGAAUCCGAGUGAUGCCUAUGCUGCAUUUUACUCAUGGCGACUUAGCGAAAUCAAGGCGGGUAGGGGGACUGCAAUUUCUGCUGGCCGAGCUGGGGAACCAGUGGCUGCACCAGAACCCGAAAAGCCAACGGGCCCGGCUCAGCCCCCGGAAUUUCAUUACUCUGCGCGUAUGCCGAAUAUCAAUGCUCUGGAUCUUGAAGUAGUCAAACUGACUGCCCUAUUUGUCGCCAAGCGAGGGAAAUCGUUUAUGACCGCCUUGUCCCAGCGCGAAACGAGAAACUUCCAGUUUGACUUUCUUCGGCCACAGCAUAGCCUCUACCAGUUCUUCACCCGGCUUGUUGACCAAUACACAUCCCUUCUUCAAGUCGAUGAGUCGGAUGGUUCUAAUUCAAUGUCGAGCCGAAUAGCGGAACUAGAAAGGAAUGUGAAGGACAAGUAUCAUAUCCUCGAUCGGGCAAAACAGCGCGCUGAGUGGGUUAAAUUUCAGCAGCAACAAAAGCAAAAGAAGGAGGAGCAGGAGGAGCAAGAACGGAUUGCAUAUGCCCAAAUCGACUGGCAUGAUUUUGUGGUAGUGGAAACUGUUCUUUUCACAGAGGCGGACGACCAGGCCGAACUCCCACUCCCAACAACGUUGAACGAUCUACAGACCGCCUCCCUAGAACAAAAGGCAAUGAUGUCUUUACAACCGCACGACAGACGAAUCGAGGAAGCAAUGCCCACAUAUGAAGAGGCAACAUACUACGACGCCUACCCACGUUCGCAAGACGUCUCAUCCCCAGCCCCACAGCACCCUAUCCCAGUUCCUGUCACAGCAGACCACCAACAGCCGUCCCCCUUCCCCCCCAAAUCUCCUACGCCUAUCUCAACCCCUACAACCCCGAUGACCGCCCCCUAUGUCUCUGAAGAAGAAGAUCGCAUCCGCGAACGCCAACAAGAACGCGAACAGGCACAAUCAGCCCAGGCUGCUGCGCGCGCCAUACCCACGCCGCCUCCAGGCUCCACCCAACAACCCAUGCGCAUCCGCGCCGACUACGUACCCCGCGCCCAAGCCAAACGUCUGAACACUACUGCCACCCCAACAACCCUCUGUCCUAACUGCCGCCAGCAAAUCCCCAUCAACGAAAUCGACCAUCACAUGCGUAUCGAGCUGCAGGAUCCGCCGGAAUAG
Messenger RNA from Histoplasma mississippiense, 1374 nucleotides. RefSeq lists its product as hypothetical. Gene Ontology annotation, biological process: mRNA cis splicing, via spliceosome; regulation of alternative mRNA splicing, via spliceosome. The coding region runs from base 1 to 1374 and encodes 457 amino acids. The record is from RefSeq and is a predicted model, not a curated record. Gene Ontology annotation, molecular function: RNA binding. The transcript has 4 exons. NCBI's taxonomy places the organism in Eukaryota, Fungi, Ascomycota, Eurotiomycetes, Onygenales, Ajellomycetaceae. Gene Ontology annotation, cellular component: catalytic step 2 spliceosome; U2 snRNP; U2-type prespliceosome.